Molecule: messenger RNA, 2563 nt
Organism: Phyllostomus hastatus (greater spear-nosed bat)
Lineage: Eukaryota; Metazoa; Chordata; Mammalia; Chiroptera; Phyllostomidae
Gene: CLDN19
Product: claudin 19
Exons: 4
Coding region: 339-1109 (256 amino acids)
Biological process (GO): cell adhesion; bicellular tight junction assembly
Cellular component (GO): bicellular tight junction; plasma membrane
Molecular function (GO): structural molecule activity
Source: RefSeq, a predicted model, not a curated record
UGGGGGGCAGGAGGGGAGGUGGCCUCCACCUGCCCCACACCAGCUUCCCACCCACAGGGGGCUGAGCAGGAGCUUUGCUGGGACCUGCCCUGGCUUAGCCCGCUGCAGUGGGCGGGCCCCUGGCCCUGCCAGCGCCUAGGCCUCCCCCUGCAUUCUAGAGCCCCAGUCACUGCCUUUGCUGCUGCUGUGGCUGGGCUGCCACCUCUCCUUUUCAGCCUCUCGCCACUGCUGCACUCCACCCCUGCCCACAGCUCGGCUCACUUGGCCAUGCUCCUGACCCCCCCAGGGACCCUGGCCCAGCCCUGAGCUCUGGGACCCCCGGCCCUCUCCACUGGGCCAUGGCCAACUCGGGCCUCCAGCUCCUGGGCUAUUUCCUGGCCAUGGGUGGCUGGGUAGGCAUCAUCGCCAGUACGGCCCUCCCGCAGUGGAAGCAGUCCUCCUAUGCGGGCGACGCUAUCAUCACCGCCGUGGGCCUCUACGAAGGGCUCUGGAUGUCCUGCGCCUCCCAGAGCACCGGGCAGGUGCAGUGCAAGCUCUACGACUCGCUGCUUGCCCUGGAAGGGCACAUCCAGUCAGCUCGAGCCCUGAUGGUGGUGGCCGUGCUCCUGGGCUUCGUGGCCAUGGUCCUCAGCGUUGUCGGCAUGAAGUGCACCCGGGUCGGAGACAGCAACCCCAUCGCCAAGAGCCGCAUUGCCAUCUCCGGGGGCGCCCUCUUCCUCUUGGCGGGUACGAGUUUGGCCCGGCUCUGUUCGUGGGCUGGGCCUCUGCCGGCCUGGCCCUGCUGGGGGGCUCCUUCCUCUGCUGCACAUGCCCGGAGCCCGAGAGAGUCAACAGCAGCCCACAGCCCUACCGGCCGGGCCCCUCAGCUGCUGCCCGAGAACCAGUUCUUAAAUUGUCUGCCUCCUCCAAGGCCCCCCUGGGUGUGUAGUGUCCCAGUCCCCGCCUGGCCCUGCCUCCCUGCCACACCUAGACUGUGUGCGUGGCCCUUUUUUGGAAAGAGAAGUGAACGUCCAGCCCCCGUGUGGUGUCGUUUGAUCUGCCUCUGGAGAGGUCGGGGUGGGGGCUGGCCCGGAGAAGUCAGAGCUGUUCCCUGGGGUUGCUGGGCAUAAAGAUGGGGAGACAGAGAUCCAGGGUGGGUGGUACAGCAGGGCCGAGGCUGACCAGGACUCCUGCCCCCUGCCCCGUGACCUCCCCAGGCUGGCCUUGGGCUGGCACCAGGACCUCCUUGAUGGGAGGCCCCAUCCUGAUGCCUGGCCUGGCCCCCAGGUCAGGGAGCCCUUGGUCUAAAGACAGACACAGUCCCACCCCUGUUACUCAGCCUGCCCCUGGGAUGUCCCCCUUGGGGCACUCCGAGGGAGAGGGGAGAAGCCCUGGGAGGCCCUCCAGCUGGGUUCUGGGGAUCAGGGCCAGGGCGAGGAGACACUAGGAUCGCUAAGUGGAGAAGGUCCCGGAGGCAGGACAUUGGGCCUCUCGGGCAUUAGGACCAUCCUGAGGAAGGUUGGAAGCCCCAGGUUCGGCUCCGCCCCAAAGCUGCUCCUUUUCUUCACCCACGGGUCCUCUUCUCCGGUCUGCUGAGGCCCUGCUACCUCCCUGCCCCAGAACCAGGCCAGGGAGGGAGCCUGAGGUCGCCCAGACCGCGGCCGGAGCGCCAGCUCACUCCGAGGUGCAGUCAGAGCUGGAGGGGCUUUUGGCCUUGCAGUUAAGGUAACCAGCCCCUAGUCUGAGAGCGGGGAGUCCUCUGACCCGUUCUUCCGCUCAGGCUCAGGCCUGCCCCCGCCCCCAAACGCCCUCCCUGGACCCUGAGUCUCUCUCUGGCCACUGCCUGCUCUCUCUCACGGGGAAAGAGCUGAGCAGGCCUGCCCCCGCCUCCCCGGUGCCCUCCACCUGGCUUCCCCCGCCGCCUGUCUGCCACCGCAUGUCCCCCAGCUGCAAACCCCAAGGACAGAACCCAGCCUUCUCCCUGGGCCUGACGCUGAGAGGUGGGCUUUGACAAGUGGAUGUCGGGACACUGCGGGGCGUGGGGGCGGGGCGGGGAGCAGGAGCACCUGUGGGACGAUUCCUGUGGCGCCCUGGCGGGCAGCCGCCACACAGCCGUGCAGCCUUGGGAAUGAACGGCUGCUUCGCGAGGCCCGUCCGGCCUCUGGCCGGAACGGGUGGGCGGAGGGUGACCCCAAAUGGGUUACUGGACUCCUGACCCUCGAAUCGCGACUGACAACUAUGGAAGAGUCUGUCCGGGAGCCUGCGCGGAAACUCAGCGGUUCUAGCUUCUGGGCGCACGUUCGAGCCGCCUGGGGAGCUGGGGCCCAGGCUCCGCCCCCGACACCCCCACUGAAUCGUCUCUGGGUGCAGGCAACUCCGUGGGACCGCAGUGUGUGGGCAGCACCUGAAGUUGGGGCCACGUUCUUUGCCCCUCUGAGGGGGUCUCAGAGGGAGAAAGGCGCCUGCAAGGAGAGGGGAGGAGGGAAAGACGAGAGGGAGCCCUGUCUCCUUGGGGCUCUCUCCAGAGACAGGCUCUCCCGCGAGAGCACUGCGGUCUCCCAAUAAAUGCACCCCUUGUGCUGAA